AAUGUCCUGCACACAGCACCUGGAACCCGUGUGGCUCCGCAUGCCCGACAACUUGUGAGACUCUCGGGACGAACGUCAUUUGUCCGGAGAUCUGCGUUCCCGGCUGUACAUGUGAUGAUGGGUACGUGCUAAAGAACAGCAGCUGUGUCCUGCAGGAUCAAUGUGGGGAGACAGAAUGUCCUGCACACAGUAGUUGGGACUGGUGUGGAUUGGCGUGCCCGACAACAUGUGAGAAUCUCGGAACGAACGUCAUCUGUCCGAAGAUCUGCAUCGCCGGCUGCACAUGUGACGAUGGGUACGUGCUGAACAACGGCAGCUGUAUACCAGAGGACCAGUGUGAGGGGACAGAGCCCACUUCAGAACCACCAUGCCCACCCCACAGCGAGUGGAACGAGUGCGGGUCGGCUUGUCCCGCCACCUGUGCGGACCCCAGCUCCGCGCAGCCCUGCCUGGCCGUGUGCGCGCCCCGCUGCGUCUGUGUGGACGGAUACGUGCUGGACGACGGCGACUGCAUCCCUGUGGACCAGUGCAGCAGCGAUGGUUGUGACUAUGAAGGCGAGCAAUAUGAUGAUGGGGAUGAGUGGGCGGUGCGAGAUUCUCCAGGACUAGUCUGCCAGUGUGAGGGCACAGAGGUGGUUUGCUAUGUUAUUGACUGCGCACCUGGCUACAUACACGUCAUCGGGAGGAACGGGCUCUGGACAUGCCAGCGGCAAACACAGUGCCCGGAGGGAUAUUUACAUCGACCUGGAAGCUGCUACAAGCUGGUGACAACCCCGUCCAGUUACGGGGCCGCAGAACAGCAGUGUUUCCAGGACGGCUCUCAGCUGGUCACCGCCAAGACGAAGAAGACCUACGACUUGAUAAGGAGGGCGGCUGGGAGUGUUGCUGGUGGUGACGUGUGGAUCGGCUUGAGUGACAGGGUGACUGAAGGAACACUGAUCUGGAGCGAUGGCGACCCGUACAAGAGGAGGAAACGCAACAAGUUCUGGGCCAAGCGCGCUCUGCGACUGAACUUGCCGGGUAACGAUUGUGUCUACAUGAGUAGCGUUAGGAGGGAUAAGUACCGCUGGCGUUUCGGCAACUGUGACGAUGAGCGUAUGUUCAUCUGUGAGUUUGUGUUGUAAAUACAGUAGUGCCUCCUUAUGGUUGACAGCACUUACAGCAGUAAUCUUGAAUAUGGUUCGGCUUUACCCUGCAAAAUCGCUCCUGUAUUUGCUUCCCUACGCGAUGCAUUGGAUUUUUGUUGGCUUCUUAUAAAGUUGCUCAUGGGAAUUUUAUUAAUUUUAAAGUCAGACGCCAUUACAUUCAGCUAAUUCAGGAAAAUGACAGACAUUGUGUAUCUCGUUUUAUUUAUUUCUUUGCGCAAGUAUGAUAAUAUAAUAUAUAUAGUAAUAUAAUGAUUAUAUAGUCAAAGAAAUGUUGACAGUCAAAAGCAUGUUCAAGUGUAUGGAGUAUGCAGUGCCCGGAUUUAAUCGGUGCUAGACUGUCUCAAUACAUAGCCUGCAAGUUUUCACAUAGAUAUGUAAAACGAAAUAGUUCUAUAUCAUGCAAUUUUCUGUUACACCUUUGUUACAUUCUAUACAGCUAUGGUAUGUUGUGGCUAUGUCCAUGACUUUUCAUUCAGAAUGCUGCAAUUUUACGAGUAUACUCGCUCUGAACGUACUUGUAAAAUAAAACGGGUUUGUACACUUCUUUAAGUUGACAGAUUAUCAAGAGGGUCAGGCUUGUAAUUUUUCAAUUAAGUUACGUAGAAAUGAUAUGCGGUUACUGUCUAUUCAAAAACUUAAAAGCAAUGGCUUUUGCUUAGUCAAUAAACAAAUGCUGUAAAAAUGAA
Branchiostoma floridae (Florida lancelet) is the source of this 1834-nucleotide messenger RNA. RefSeq names its product zonadhesin-like. Lineage: Eukaryota; Metazoa; Chordata; Leptocardii; Amphioxiformes; Branchiostomatidae. The record is from RefSeq and is a predicted model, not a curated record.